AUGUGGAGAAAAUACCAUAAACCAUAUCAUGAUUAUCAGUCUGAAUACAAUCAAUGCACAAAACUGUAUUCUGAAGAAUUCAGUCCAGGCGUAUCCAGAUCAGCUGCGAACAAUGCUCAGUAUUCAACUCCAACUUCACAGCCUUCUUCUUCUCCAUACUCACUGCCUCAGAGUCAUUCUCAAAAUCAUCUUAAUUCAGUAACUCCUAAUUCAUUGUAUAAUGGACAAAUGGAUUUAUGUUUCCCUUCUAAUAUGAUUUCGUCUCCCGCGUAUUCAUCAUCAACUUCAAAUCGUCCUCAUUCUGUUGAAUUAUUUUCACAUGUUAAUUCAGAUUUGAGAGGAGGAAGAAGAAGAAUAAGAGAUGUUACUGAUGAAUACAGAGAAUAUACACAGAAUUUUCCUCGAAAUGACGAUGUUAUUACUGAAAUCAACAAUAGUAGUGGUAGUAAUAUGAUAAUCCAAAGGGUUUCUGCUACUACUACUACUACAGACAGAUGUCACUUAAAUGAAACAUGGUUUGGGAAUACUACUAUUAAUAAUAAUAAUAACAAUAAAAGUAAUAAUAAUAAUAACAGCUAUUGGUCAAACCCAUAUUAUCCUGACCUGUCAUACAUGUCCAGCACAGAUAGUGGUCCCACUUGGUUAGACAAGUCGAUGACAACACCAGCUUCUUCAACGUCUUCAUGUAUUCCAACAGGACUUACAGAUUAUAAUAAUAAGCAGACAUCCUGUUAUCCGAAGCAUCAUCGUCAACUUCAACAAUAUCAUCAGGGAAAUUAUAGAGCAUUACCCUUCUGGAGUGAAAAUAGUCAUUUACAAGACUCAAAUUUAUACAAUUCACAUAAUCCAUAUGUUCAGUGUAGUCGAAUGAUGGAUAACACUAAUACUACUAUCACCAGUACUAAUGGUACUUCCAUUAACAAUAUAAGUGGACAUAAUUCCUCCUGCUUCUCCUCCUCAGAAGAAUCAGAAAAUAUGCCUAACCAUCAUAAUUCUGUAUUGUUGCCUUCGUCAUCCGAGUCGGCAGUAACCACAUCCUCUGCACAUAAUGCUACUCCUUAUUCAUCAAAUCCCUUAACAAUGAAUGAAGUUAGUCAAAGGCAUAAUGAACAAAUGAACAAUAUAAAUCCACUAUUAAAUAUAUCCUCUCACCAAUUAACUAGUAAUUAUCAAAAUUCCUUUGAUGAUCAAACAGUACAAAAUAUUCCCUCUGUGAAUAGUUCAAUUCAUACUUAUAUUAAUUCAUUUCAGCAUUCAUCGAAUUUAUUGUACAGUCCUUUUUUACAAUCAGUUUUUGAUGAACAAACAGCACAGACAACACCGAUAUCUUCAUCAAUACAACCACCACCAUCAAUAUUCCCUUCGUCUACGCCUACUACUCAUCUUGGUCAAUAUGAUCAAUUCUUUGUAAAUGCUAACCCAAUUAGUAAUAAUUUAGUUGUAUGCAGUAUGUCAUCUAUGGAUACAGAUUGUAUGCCGUUUCAUACAUGCAAUUAA
Molecule: messenger RNA, 1497 nt
Organism: Trichobilharzia szidati
Lineage: Eukaryota; Metazoa; Platyhelminthes; Trematoda; Strigeidida; Schistosomatidae
Source: the annotation of a GenBank genome assembly